UAUUCUGUUAUUAUGCGCAAAAAAAAUCAUACAACUUUCCUAUUAAAAGUAUCUCGUAUGGUUUUCAAGAUAACCAAAGCGAGUCAAAACUCUAAGGGGUCAUUUGACUCCUUAAACCCGCGUCUUAGCCGAAAUAAAAGAAAUACGUGUCCCUUAUUUUUGCCUGCUUAGCAAACGUACGAACUUUACGUACAUACAGAGGGGGAUACUUCCGUGCCUUUUCUUGUUAGCUUUGGCCACAGUAUAAUAUACUGUGCUUUGACUAUAUGUAGUCUGUAUAGCUCAAUUACCCAAUAUAUAUAAUUUAACAUGUGGAGAAUUUGUGUAGUUUGUAUAAUUUUGUUGAUCUUGCACGUAAUUAGAAAAAUUUGUUUAAAAUUAUGUAAAAGACAUAAAAACGUUUGCGUUCUUGUUCUUGGAGAUUUAGGUAGAAGUCCUAGAAUGCAAUAUCAUGUAACAUCACUUGUAAAGGAAGGUUUUGCGGUAGACUUUAUAGGUUAUCCUGGUUCACUGCCGUUAAAAGAAAUUAGAGAAAAUCCUCUAAUACGUAUUUAUUAUCUUUCUCCACCUCUAAAUAUAGAGAACAAAUUGUCACUUUUUGUAUGUUAUGUGGUAAAAACUUUGUGGCAAACCUUUAAUUUAAUAUGGACUUUAUUGCACAUACGCAUACCAACUCACAUGUUGAUACAAAAUCCGCCUGCAAUACCUACAAUUCCAAUUUGUUGGUUGUAUUGUUUCAUUAUAAAUUCACAACUUAUUAUUGAUUGGCAUAAUUAUGCAUUUACUCUUAUGGGACUUAGCCUAAGAAAUGAUCAUUUGUUUGUAAAAUUUGCAAGAAUUAUUGAAACAUACUUUGGUUUUAAAGCACAUAGUCAUAUUUGUGUUUCUGAAGCAAUGAGGAAUGACUUGCAAUUAAAGUGGAAAAUCAAAGCUGAAGUAUUAUAUGAUCGCCCAACAGACAAAUUUCAUCCUAUAUCAUUAGAGGAGAAACACAUGUUCUUAUUAAAAUUGAGUGAAAAGCAUAAUAUAUUAAAAGGUAAAAAGGAAAAUACAACUAUAUUUACAGAAUUUGUAGACAAUGAGAUACGGUUAUCUUCUAAAAGACCUGGUCUUAUCGUAUCAAGCACAAGUUGGACAGAAGAUGAAGAUUUUUCAAUAUUGUUAAAUGCAUUACAAGAAUAUGAAAAUAUGAUUGUACAAUGUACUUGUAAUUUACCUGAUUUAAUUUGUAUAAUAACUGGUAAAGGUCCGUUAAAAGAAUUUUAUAAAGCUAUAGUAAAAUUAAAAAAUUGGAAACAUGUUACAAUUCUUACACCGUGGCUAGAAAACGAAGAUUAUCCUAAGAUACUAGCUAGUGCUGAUUUAGGUAUUUGUCUUCACAUAUCAUCCAGUGGUUUGGAUUUACCAAUGAAAGUUGUUGAUAUGUUUGGAUGUGAACUUCCAGUGUUCUCAUAUAAUUUUAAAUGCUUAUCAGAACUUGUUAAACAUGGGCAGAACGGAAUGACUUUUUCAAGUGAUAAAGAAUUAACAGCACAAUUAAAAAUGUGGUUUGAAAAUUUUCCUAAUAACAAUGCUCAACAUAUGUUGGAAAGAAGAUUUCGAGAAAAACUGCAUAAAUUUAAACAGGAUCGGUGGCAUAAUAAUUGGACUUUUAUUGUGUUGCCUUAUUUUAAACAAUAGUUCAUUUCUGUACAUAUUAUAAGUAAAAUUCAAAAUGGAGGCAGUGUAUACAUUACCUAAGUAAUGUAGCACUCCUUUAAUUUUGUUGGAAACAUAUAGAUUAUAAUGAUUUCGAACUACUGUAUCAUAUUUUUGUUGGCUAAUGCAUGUAUAAUGUAGGAAAUGUAUUAUAUUAUCUAAAUUGAUUUUGGUAAAGCAGUA
Megachile rotundata (alfalfa leafcutting bee) is the source of this 1881-nucleotide messenger RNA. Its product is annotated as ALG1, chitobiosyldiphosphodolichol beta-mannosyltransferase. Gene Ontology annotation, cellular component: endoplasmic reticulum. NCBI's taxonomy places the organism in Eukaryota, Metazoa, Arthropoda, Insecta, Hymenoptera, Megachilidae. Gene Ontology annotation, molecular function: mannosyltransferase activity. The record is from RefSeq and is a predicted model, not a curated record.